GAUUACGAAGUUUCUCCAAGUUACGAAAUAAACCUUCAAGCAAAAGAUCCAUGGGGUGUAGUGGGCGCCAGCAAGUUAAUUAUCGAAUUAGCAGACGUGAAUGAUAACAGCCCAGUGAUCACAAUGGCUUCAUAUUCGGGUAAGAUUUCAGAAGAUUCUGCUCCUGGUACAGUUGUGGCCUUGAUUAGCGUCCAAGAUAAAGAUUCUGGUAAAAAUGGGCAGGUUCAUUUAAAUAUAGACGAAAACCUCCCUUUCAAAAUUAAAUCAUCUCUCAGAAACUACUACACCUUAGUCACAGAGCAAAACCUCGACCGAGAAAAGCGUUCCAAGUACAACAUCACUCUCACUGCCACAGAUGAGGGUUUGCCUGCUUUAUCAAGCAGUAAAACUGUAUUCUUAGACGUUACUGAUAUUAAUGACAACGCACCCGCUUUCAGCCAAAGUGUUUACAGCACUCAGGUAAUGGAGAACAAUUCUCCUGGUGUCACUCUGUUGCAGAUUUACGCAACUGAUCCAGAUCAGGGUCAGAAUGCACGCAUAUCAUAUUUUCUUAUUGACAGCGAAUUUAAUGGAGCUCCAGUCUCCUCAUAUUUCUCAAUUAAUACGGAAAGUGGAGUAAUUCAGUCUUUGCGUUCACUUGACUAUGAACAAGUCAAAGAGUAUAAAAUACGAGUUAAAGCUCAAGAUGGCGGAUCGCCACCACUAACUAGUAACACAACAGUUAAUGUACAUGUCAAGGACCAGAACGACAACCCACCUCAGGUUCUGUAUCCAGUCCAGACUGGUGGCUCUCUGGUGGCUGAAAUGGUUCCUCGAUCAGCAGAUGUGGGCUAUCUGGUGACUAAAGUGGUGGCUGUUGAUGUGGACUCUGGACAGAAUGCCUGGCUCUCCUAUAAACUGCAGAAAGCCACAGACAGGGCGCUGUUUGAAGUGGGCUUACAGAAUGGAGAAAUAAGAACUAUCCGCCAAGUGACUGAUAAAGAUGCAGUGAAACAAAGACUGACUGUUAUAGUGGAGGACAACGGGCAGCCCUCUCGUUCAGCUACAGUCAUUGUUAACGUGGCGGUGGCGGACAGCUUCCCUGAAGUGCUGUCGGAGUUCACUGACUUUACCCAGGACAAGGAGUACAAUGACAACCUGACUUUUUACUUAGUGUUGGCUCUGGCUGUAGUUUCCUUCCUCUUCAUCACGUGUUUAGUGGUUAUUAUAUCAGUGAAGAUCUACAGAUGGAGACAGUCUCGCGUCCUGUAUCACUCCAAUCUCCCUGUGAUUCCAUAUUAUCCACCACGUUACUCAGACACUUUGGGGACAGGGACUCUCCAACACGUGUACAACUACGAGGUGUGCAGGACGACUGACUCCAGAAAGAGUGACAUGAAAUAUAUGAAACCGAUGAGUCAAAGUUUGGUUAGUGUGGAUGGAGCUGGAACUGAAACUCUGCAGAAUGGAGAGCAGUCAUCAGCAGUAUCUCAUAUGUCUACUCUGCUGUAA
Molecule: messenger RNA, 1491 nt
Organism: Lates calcarifer (barramundi perch)
Lineage: Eukaryota; Metazoa; Chordata; Actinopteri; Centropomidae
Product: protocadherin gamma-A7-like
Exons: 2
Coding region: 124-1491 (455 amino acids)
Biological process (GO): homophilic cell-cell adhesion
Cellular component (GO): plasma membrane
Molecular function (GO): calcium ion binding
Source: RefSeq, a predicted model, not a curated record